UAUAAAUUAUACCAAGGUAUUGGAGUUUCUGUUGUAAAAACAGUUAAUUUGGAAAAUAUUGUCGUUAUUCUAAUGAACGUUGUUUAUUUAAACACAUGGCCGAGAAAAGAAAUAGGGACACAUGUGUAGAGUUUAUCUAUGUAAAAUUACGACACUAUGCCACAGGUAAUACCGUUUUUUCGAAAGAUCAACAAUCCUUUUUUUCCAAUAUCAUUGCUCGUUGAGUAUAUAAGGUUCAGAUUAUUUGACGCUGACCGCUAGUAUGAUAUAUGUUUACGAUACGAUAUACGGUACGACAUAUAUUUUAAAAAAUAUGAGGUGGUGCCUGGCAAUAUUGUUUUUUGGACUCACGUCUACAGUAUGUUCUGGACACAUGUGCGAGCCCGUUUAUGGGGUGGACUUCGAAUUGCUGACCUCUGCAUAUGCGGCGGGUGCUGAAAGUUUUCCAACACCGACUAUCGAGUAUCAUGAUCGCUCAGCGUGCAAAUUUGGAAUGAAAUACACGAAUGACGUAAUGUCAUACAUCGAGUCACUUUUCCUCAAUGUAUACCUUCAGGCUGAUCAGACAGGUCAUCAACUGAUCAAGGCUAUCAAAGAUUGCUCUAAUGUGUUAAGAGGAGCGAUCUUAUCCAUUGGGAACAUUCAAGAGACACACACCAGUAUAGAAGAAAGUUUGAUAUCGCUGAUUGGACAGGUUAACGUAUUUUUGAGUCUAGUUCCUGGAAACGUGGACGUCAAAUUGGUGACUCUAUCCGAUUUACCUGCGGAACAAGUAACUAUCCCGCUCUCCAUUGACAAGGAGCGAUCAGCGGCUGAUUUGUUUCUUCAUUGGGCAGAAAUAGCAGACUCGGUUUUCGUCAGAUUGUAUGGGUACAUUACUGGAAUGUUCCUAUCCGGCUGGAGUAACGCUAGGUUGUAUUUCAACGUCGUUGGAACACAAAUUCGUAACCAGGUUCUGACUUCAACAGCCUUGACUAACUACAAGAUUGCCAUUGCCGAAGUGCUCAGUCAGUCUGAUCUAAUUCAAAGUCACUGCACAAACGAAACAUGGGGAUUAUUCCAAGAAGUCGCUUCCGAAGUAGCUGCAGUUUCGCACAACGUGCAAGACGCGUUGGAAAACUAUGCCACAUGCCUUGCAUAAUAUAACACUGUGCACUACCUUUGUAUCCAUCGUUAAAUGAAAUGAAUGUAUUGCUUUAUCCAAUUUGCUUGAUAUGAAAAUAUAAUAUUUCUCAAUCUACUCUCUUGGCAACUGAA
This is a messenger RNA of Neodiprion virginianus, 1257 nucleotides long. RefSeq lists its product as uncharacterized. Bases 263 to 1141 code for a protein of 292 amino acids. NCBI's taxonomy places the organism in Eukaryota, Metazoa, Arthropoda, Insecta, Hymenoptera, Diprionidae. The transcript has 5 exons. The record is from RefSeq and is a predicted model, not a curated record.